AAUGUCUGGCGGCAACCUAAAGACCUACAAAGCGAGCUGUCUGUGUAGCGGAGUAAAGUUCACCCUGCAGGGCGAUCCCUUCCACUUCGUCGUCUGCCAUUGCCAGAACUGCAAGAAGGCCAGCGGGUCGGCGUUCGUCACGAAUGCACUGUUCCAGUCUUCGAAAGUGACAAUAACCGAAGGCCAGGAGCUCAUUUCGAACUACAAGGAUGGAAACACUCUGAGCGGGAACGUCAUCACCCGGUGCUUCUGUUGGAAGUGCGGCUCGUCUCUUUUUGUCAAGCCCGCGAAGGAGGGUAUCACGAUCACCCAUCCGGGCCUUGUUGAUGAGCCCGCAGUGGAUUGGGUUCCGACGAAAGAGUUUCAUAAGAACGAUCAGUUCGCUUGGGUGAAAGAGUUGACAUUUCAUAUGAAGAAAGUGCAGAAACUUUG
This is a messenger RNA of Cyclocybe aegerita, 432 nucleotides long. The record is from the annotation of a GenBank genome assembly. NCBI's taxonomy places the organism in Eukaryota, Fungi, Basidiomycota, Agaricomycetes, Agaricales, Hemipholiotaceae.